CCUCUACCUGUCAAUUGGGCUGUACAAUGACCCAAAAGCAGUUGACUAGAAGAUUCCUUUAAUGUGUUAUCAAGAAUGUAGUUUAUCUAAAAAUUAUAUUGCCUGCCAUUUUGUAUGACUAUUUAUGAUGCGUUUGAGAGGAAUAAUAGUGAACUAUGAUAUUUGAACUAGUAACAGAACAAUUUAUUUUCUCAGAGUAUCCUAUCUUAGAGGUCCUUCUGGAGAGAGAAAAAUGGGGUCUGGGAUUGGGUACACACAUAAGCUUCAACGUUAUUUGCACAAAGUGGAGAGAUUUUUGGGUAGGAUAUAGAAAGAAGAAACCUGCAUUAGCUUCUUUUUGAAGAUCUCAUGGUUUUGGCUUCUUUAAGGACUUCCUUAAAUAUUGAAAUUGUUUGGGAUGUAUGUCUGCAUGUGUGUGCAUGAGAGAUAGAGAGAGAUGGACAUGAUUUAGGUUCUUGUAUGUUAUGAGGAUGUAACUAGAUUCCUAUUGAGAUACACCGUGACUUGUUUACUCUUUCGCAUGUCGGUGACAAUAUAGUUUUUUGGAUGGAGUAUUGCUAAAAACAUGGUUUAUUUGGCAUCACUUCUUUUGUAUUUAAUUUUGUUUUGAUAUUUGCAUUCACAGUUGGACCUGGUGGAAGUCCAGAUGAGAAUGGAGAAACUACACUUGAUGCCAUGGUCAUGAAUGGGGUAACAAUGGAGGUUGGAGCUGUUGCUGGUAUGAGGUAUGUGCGAGAUGGCAUCAAAGCUGCAAGAUUAGUGAUGCAACAUACUGAACACACUAUGCUUGUUGGAGAGCAAGCCUCGAUUUUUGCCAUUUCAAUGGGUCUUUCCGGACCCACAAACCUUAGCUCAACAGAGUCAAUUGAUAAGUGGGUUAAAUGGAAAAAGAAUAACUGUGAACCUAAUUUUAGGAAAAAUGUUCUACCCGUUGAUAGUUGUGGUCCUUAUCAUCCAAAGGAUUCUUUGGAUCUUGGCAAGACAACAUGUGUAAUGGACAAUCUCGUUGGAGCUAUUGGAUCCAGAUCAUCUCAUGUUGGUCACCACAACCAUGACACAAUAUCAAUGGCUGUUUUUGAUAAAAUGGGACAUAUCGCUGUCGGUACAUCAACUAAUGGGGCCACUUUCAAGAUUCCUGGCAGGGUUGGUGAUGGACCUAUUGCUGGAUCUUCAUCAUAUGCUGAUGAUGAAGUUGGGGCAUGCGGUGCCACUGGGGAUGGGGAUAUCAUGAUGCGCUUCCUUCCAUGCUAUCAGGUCGUUGAGAGUAUGAGGUUGGGAAUGGAACCCAAGCUUGCGGCCAAGGAUGCAAUAUCAAGGAUUGCAAGAAAAUAUCCUUCCUUUAUAGGAGCUAUUUUUGCAGUGAAUAAGAAGGGUAUGCAUGCAGGUGCGUGCCAUGGAUGGACGUUUCAGUAUUCGGUGAGAGGCCCUGUAAUGGAAGAUGUGGUGGUAUUCACUGUUCUUCCUUGAAACCAAAUGCCUGAUUCAGUGAUUCUAGUGAAUACUCUGUUGCGCAGUUCAUUUUUCUCGUGCUAUUUGGGGGGCUUGGAAUAUGCAAAGAAUAAUUAGUACAGAAUUGUGUUAAGAAUGAAUGUUUUGAAAUCACUUAUGUGAAGAAGGAAAUCUCUCUCUCU
Ilex paraguariensis (yerba mate) is the source of this 1631-nucleotide messenger RNA. NCBI's taxonomy places the organism in Eukaryota, Viridiplantae, Streptophyta, Magnoliopsida, Aquifoliales, Aquifoliaceae. The record is from the annotation of a GenBank genome assembly.